Lampris incognitus (smalleye Pacific opah) is the source of this 900-nucleotide messenger RNA. RefSeq names its product orthodenticle homeobox 2b (gene otx2b). Lineage: Eukaryota; Metazoa; Chordata; Actinopteri; Lampriformes; Lampridae. The transcript is spliced from 3 exons. Gene Ontology annotation, biological process: multicellular organism development; regulation of transcription by RNA polymerase II. Gene Ontology annotation, cellular component: nucleus. The record is from RefSeq and is a predicted model, not a curated record. Gene Ontology annotation, molecular function: RNA polymerase II cis-regulatory region sequence-specific DNA binding; DNA-binding transcription factor activity, RNA polymerase II-specific. The coding region runs from base 1 to 900 and encodes 299 amino acids.
AUGAUGUCGUAUCUCAAGCAACCACCUUACACGGUCAACGGGCUGAGUUUGACCACGUCCGGGAUGGACCUGCUGCACCCGUCGGUCGGGUACCCAGGUGGGUUUGUUUCCCUACCGACAGCAACUCCACGCAAGCAGAGGAGGGAACGAACGACGUUCACCCGGGCCCAGCUCGACGUGCUGGAGGCCCUGUUUGCCAAAACUCGCUAUCCGGACAUUUUCAUGCGGGAGGAGGUGGCGCUGAAGAUCAACCUGCCCGAGUCCAGAGUACAGGUGUGGUUCAAGAACCGAAGGGCCAAAUGUCGCCAGCAGCAACAGCAGCAGCAGAAUGGCGGGCAGAACAAGGUGCGACCGGCCAAAAAGAAAAGCUCGCCCACCAGAGAGGUGAGCUCGGAGAGCGGGGCGAGCGGCCAGUUCACACCCCCCGCCAGCACCACCACCGUCCCCGCCAUUUCCACCAGCACCACCGCGCCGGUGUCGAUCUGGAGCCCGGCGUCCAUCUCUCCGCUGUCCGACCCGCUGUCUACCUCCUCCUCCUGCAUGCAGAGGUCCUAUCCGAUGACCUACACCCAAGCCUCGGGAUACAGCCAGGGCUACGCCGGCUCAACGUCCUACUUCGGCGGCAUGGACUGCGGCUCUUACCUUACCCCCAUGCACCACCAGCUGUCGGGCCCCGGCUCGACCCUCAGUCCCAUGAGCACAAACGCCGUCACAAGCCAUCUGAACCAGUCCCCGGCGUCCCUCCCCGCCCAGGGCUACGGGGCGUCGGGGCUGGGCUUCAACUCCACCGCAGACUGCUUGGAUUAUAAGGACCAGGCGGCGUCGUGGAAGCUGAACUUCAACGCCGACUGUCUGGAUUAUAAGGACCAAACCUCCUCGUGGAAAUUUCAGGUUCUGUGA